CAAAUUAGAAUUCUAAGCGGGUUGGGGGUUAGGAGUCCGGGGGCUCAGGAUUUCUUUUAGUUCCAGGCCCUGCGUCUUCGAAAUACCUGUCCCUUGAAGAACGGAGACCGAGCGCACCAAAAUGGACCCGGGGCAGAAACCGAGAACAGGAAGGACGCUCUGAGCCCUGAAGGGCUCGCACGGGACACCUGCACCGCAGGACGAGUGACAGAACAUUAAAGGGAAUGCUUCCAGAAUUUCAUGGUGAGGAUGAUGUUUGCUGUUGGUAGCUGCUCUGUGUUACUCGAAGGAAGCACCCUGCUCUUCCUACCCAGCACUUCAUUUAGGGCAGAGGAGGAUUUAUUAUGCCUAUUAAGUCACCGCAGUCAAAAUGCCAUCUGGAACCAGGUGAUCCUCUUUCUGGACAAUCAGCAGAGGAUCCAUAGUAGCCUAAGAAUACAUCACAAUGCCCGUGUCACUGACCUCAUGUCAUCUCAUCACAUGGGCAUUUUAUCAUCUCACAUCACAAGAAGAAGGGUCACACUGAGGUGGGCUGUGGGUCAGAUGCACAUUGUACAUUGGCUUUAGCACUUUUCUGCCUGGGAGGUGAAGCUCUGAGCAGCUGGAGAGAGACCUUGGGCCAAGCCCUGGAGGUGUUCACCUCGUAGAGUCCAUGCUUCAGGUGAUGCUGCUGCUGCUGGUGGUGGUCUGUGACCCACUUGGAGAAUCACUGGUGUGUAAGAUCCCCCCUGAUUUAUGGCUCUUCUGAGGAACAGAGUGAUUGGUCUCCACAGGAGUGGUCCACAGGAACGACUUACCCAGGAGGGUGUAACUGAAUCAGGCUGGGCACCAGUUAGAAGGACAAUAGAGGGGCUUCCUUGGACCUGUUCGUCCUUCUUCGGGCUACAGGAAGGCAGAGGAUGAGAUGUCCCGGGCCACGUCUGUUGGAGACCAGCUGGAGGCGCCGGCCCGCACCAUUUACCUCAACCAACCGCAUCUCAACAAAUUCCGUGACAACCAGAUCAGUACGGCCAAGUACAGUGUGUUGACGUUUCUACCUCGAUUCUUGUAUGAGCAGAUUAGAAGAGCUGCUAAUGCCUUCUUCCUCUUCAUUGCCUUAUUACAGCAAAUUCCAGAUGUAUCUCCAACAGGAAGAUAUACCACCCUGGUGCCAUUGAUCAUUAUUUUAACAAUUGCAGGCAUCAAAGAGAUUGUAGAAGAUUUUAAGCGGCAUAAGGCAGACAAUGCAGUGAACAAAAAGAAAACGAUAGUGUUAAGAAAUGGUAUGUGGCAUACCAUUAUGUGGAAAGAGGUGGCCGUGGGAGACAUUGUGAAGGUCAUCAAUGGACAGUACCUCCCAGCAGACAUGGCCCUGCUCUCCUCCAGUGAACCUCAGGCAAUGUGUUAUGUUGAAACAGCUAAUCUAGAUGGAGAGACGAACCUUAAAAUACGUCAGGGUUUAAGUCACACUGCUGACAUGCAAACAAGGGAAGUAUUGAUGAAGUUAUCUGGAACUAUAGAAUGUGAGGGACCCAACCGCCACCUCUAUGACUUCACUGGAAACCUGCAUGUUGAUGGGAAAAGCCCUGUUCCCCUUGGGCCUGACCAGAUCUUAUUAAGAGGUACACAGCUUAGAAAUACUCAGUGGGUCUUUGGCAUAGUUGUUUAUACUGGACACGACACCAAACUCAUGCAGAAUUCCACAAAGGCACCUCUCAAAAGAUCGAAUGUUGAGAAAGUGACUAAUGUGCAGAUCCUGGUAUUGUUUGGCAUCCUCUUGGUCAUGGCCUUGGUGAGCUCAGUGGGGGCCCUGUACUGGAAUGGAUCUCAAGGUGGAAAGAACUGGUACAUCAAGAAGAUGGACACAACCUCGGAUAAUUUCGGAUAUAACUUGUUGACAUUCAUCAUCCUAUACAACAAUCUUAUUCCCAUUAGUCUGUUGGUGACUCUUGAGGUUGUGAAAUACACUCAAGCUCUUUUUAUAAACUGGGACACAGACAUGUAUUAUCUAGGAAAUGACACUCCCGCAAUGGCCAGGACCUCAAACCUUAAUGAAGAGCUUGGGCAGGUAAAAUACCUAUUUUCUGAUAAAACUGGAACGCUUACAUGCAAUAUCAUGAACUUCAAGAAGUGUAGCAUUGCUGGGGUAACCUAUGGUCAUUUUCCAGAAUUGACAAGAGAACCAUCCUCAGAUGAUUUUUGCCGGAUACCUCCUCCCCCCAGUGACUCCUGUGACUUUGAUGAUCCCAGGCUCUUGAAGAACAUCGAAGAUCAUCACCCCACGGCUCCAUGCAUACAGGAGUUCCUCACCCUUCUGGCUGUGUGCCACACGGUCGUCCCUGAGAAGGAUGGAGAUAACAUCAUCUACCAGGCCUCCUCCCCAGAUGAAGCUGCUUUGGUGAAGGGAGCUAGGAAGCUGGGCUUUGUCUUCACAGCCAGAACACCGUACUCCGUCAUCAUAGAAGCCAUGGGACAGGAACAGACAUUUGGAAUCCUUAACGUCCUGGAAUUUUCUAGUGACAGAAAAAGAAUGUCUGUAAUUGUUCGAACUCCUUCAGGCCAACUUCGACUCUAUUGUAAGGGAGCUGAUAAUGUCAUUUUUGACAGACUUUCAAAAGACUCAAAAUACAUGGAGGAAACACUGUGCCACCUGGAAUAUUUUGCCACAGAAGGCUUGAGGACCCUCUGUGUAGCUUACGCCGACCUCUCUGAGCAUGAGUAUGAAGAGUGGCUGAAAGUCUAUCAAGAAGCCAGCACCAUAUUGAAAGACAGAGCUCAACGGUUGGAAGAGUGCUAUGAGAUCAUAGAGAAGAAUUUACUGUUACUUGGAGCCACAGCCAUAGAAGAUCGCCUUCAGGCAGGUGUUCCAGAAACCAUAGCAACGCUGUUGAAGGCAGAAAUUAAAAUCUGGGUGUUGACAGGAGAUAAACAAGAAACUGCAAUUAAUAUAGGAUAUUCCUGCCGGUUGGUAUCACAGAAUAUGGCCCUUAUCCUGUUGAAGGAAGAUUCUUUGGAUGCGACAAGGGCAGCCAUUACCCAGCACUGCACUGACCUCGGGAAUCUGUUGGGCAAGGAGAACGAUGUGGCCCUCAUCAUCGAUGGCCACACCCUGAAGUAUGCUCUCUCCUUUGAAGUCAGGAGAAGCUUCCUGGAUUUGGCGCUUUCGUGUAAAGCUGUCAUAUGCUGCAGGGUGUCUCCUCUGCAGAAAUCAGAGAUAGUGGACGUGGUUAAGAAGCGGGUAAAGGCCAUCACCCUUGCCAUUGGAGACGGUGCCAAUGACGUUGGGAUGAUCCAGACAGCUCAUGUGGGUGUAGGAAUCAGUGGAAAUGAAGGCAUGCAGGCGACCAAUAACUCGGAUUAUGCCAUUGCACAGUUUUCCUACUUGGAGAAGCUCCUGUUGGUCCACGGUGCUUGGAGCUAUAAUCGGGUGACCAAGUGCAUACUGUACUGUUUCUACAAGAAUGUGGUCCUCUACAUUAUAGAGCUUUGGUUCGCCUUUGUUAAUGGAUUUUCUGGGCAGAUUUUAUUUGAACGUUGGUGCAUCGGCUUGUACAAUGUGAUUUUCACCGCACUACCACCCUUCACUCUGGGAAUCUUCGAGAGGUCUUGCACCCAGGAGAGCAUGCUCAGGUUCCCACAGCUCUACAAAAUCACCCAGAAUGCAGAAGGCUUCAAUACAAAGGUUUUCUGGGGUCACUGCAUCAACGCCUUGGUCCACUCCCUCAUCCUCUUCUGGUUUCCCAUGAAAGCGCUGGAGCAUGAUACUCCGUUGGCCAGUGGCCAUGCCACAGACUAUUUAUUUGUUGGAAAUAUUGUUUACACGUAUGUUGUUGUCACUGUGUGUCUGAAAGCUGGUUUGGAGACCACAGCUUGGACUAAAUUCAGUCAUCUGGCUGUCUGGGGAAGCAUGCUGAUCUGGCUGGUGUUUUUUGGCGUCUACUCAACCAUCUGGCCCACCAUUCCCAUUGCUCCAGAUAUGAAAGGACAGGCAACUAUGGUCCUGAGCUCCGCACACUUCUGGUUGGGAUUAUUUCUGGUGCCCACAGCAUGUUUGAUCGAAGAUGUAGCAUGGAGAGCGGCCAAGCAUACCUGCAAAAAAACGCUACUGGAGGAGGUACAAGAGCUGGAGACGAAGUCCAGAGUGAUGGGGAAGGCGAUGCUUCGGGACAGUAAUGGAAAAAGGAUGAAUGAACGUGACCGCCUCCUGAAGAGGCUCAGCAGGAAGACACCCCCCACUCUCUUCCGGGGAGGCUCCAUCCAGCAGUGUGUUCCCCAUGGGUAUGCCUUCUCUCAAGAGGAGCAUGGAGCCGUUACUCAGGAAGAGAUAGUCCGUGCUUAUGACACCACCAAAAAGAAAUUGAGGAAGAAAUGAGACAUGAAUUGUCCUGAUGGGUCCCAGGAAAGAGAUGCAGUUUGUUGCACCCAGUGUUAACACAUCUCUGUCGGAAGAGACUGGUGUCAGCAGCCAAAACACCACGAAACACAUUUCUGUGGCCUUAGCCAACCGGUUUGUUAGAUGCCCCUUCCCUCGCGAACCUGGAGUAGAUUCCGCAGGGGAGGCCAUUCCGACCCCUCCCAGUUCGUCGGCAGUGCUUGGCCUAACUGCUGUGUAUGUUAUUAUGAAGCAUUCAGCUCUGCUCUGUGAGGUGUGAAAUUAAAAGCGUUACGUUUCACCAAUAUUUAACAUCAGUACUAGUUGGUCUGGGAGAAAGGUAAGAGUUUUAUGUUGCAUGAGAAACCCGCCUUGCGGACUCGGAGCAGGGGCGCUCGCUUCCUGUGCUGCUGACUCGCCGAUGGAGUCCGCCAGGCAGCACAUGGACCUCACGGCAGGCAGCUUGAUGUCUCACUUUGAUUCCUGUUUUGUUUGUCUGAAGUUGGCAUAAAUCUCUUGAUUGCGGUGAAAUCACAGCCCUGUCUGUCAUCGGGGUGAGAGCGCCUAUUUGAACCCCGUGGCCCCAUCCCCAGCGCGCAGGUGCCUCCGGGGCUGUCCGGGCUGCCCUCAUCGCAGACCUUGCGCGUGGCGGACGCUGUGCUCCGUGCAUGGCAGCCGGUGGGCAACCUGCCCAGAUGUGCUCCACGUCUUGUCCUAGCACAGAUUCACAUGUGGAUGCGAGCAAUCGCUUCUGCCACCGCCCUUUCCCCUCCAAUUACUAAAGAGAAGAAGCAUAGCUAUCCCGCCUAGACUCAAGUGUUUACCUGCCUCUUCCCGAGGACAGGGAAGCCUGCAGGACAGUGCACUCCUGCUCUGAUCAGGCUCUCAGUUCGCAUUUCCCGACCUCCAGACCACUGGACCUUGGGCAUCGCUUAAGUCAGACCACACUUGUUUUCUCGGGAAUUCAGAGCCCAUUUUGGAUCUUCACUGUGGGGAAACCAGUGAAUUAGUUUAGUGUGUCUCCCCAGCGAAGGGACACGUCUGUCUCUCUGUGACUCUAUAGUCAGAGAGGAGGAGGAGUGAACCCGGAGGGAGAGUAGGGGCCCUUGAGGCUGGUGGAGGAAGAUGACCAUCAAAGGGGAAGGCAAGAGGCAAGGAACACGGAGACCGCGGGAGGAGGACACAGAGGACGCCUUAGCCACAUCUCCUCGGUAGAAACGGAAAUGAAGCCCAGGCAGUUGUGAUCAUACGUGCAGGAGGCUAGGCAAGACAUUGACAUGCAGUUUUAAUUGGAAAGAAUUCCAAACGUUUCUAUAUGGAUGAGGUGUCCUUCCUUAUCGUCAGUGGUAGAUACGAGUACCUCUGCAAAUAAAGUGUCCCGAGUCUAAGACAGGAGGAGAAGUGCUGCGUCACUGACUUUCCAAACUGUGGAGUCCCACCUUCUAAAUUUGGAUAGAACUUGUGUGCCCUCAGGCAUGAAUGUGAGCACCUGGAGCCCUUAAUAAAUGGCCAGCCUGGAGGCACAUUCUCUCCUCUCCGCUUUGGUUGCCAAACCAGAUUUUUGGAUGGCUUAACAUAAAUACUUCUGGGCAGCUGUUACUACUUAAAAUGGCACAGUUCUUCUGGGGAUGGCUGUGCUAAAUUGGGAAAUAAAACAAUAGUGCACUUUGCUUCCUCAUCCUUCAUUUUUUGGAGCAUCCACAUCUUAUUUGGCAUUGUAAUAACUUAAAGUAUGAUUUGCAUUGACUGAGAAAACUAAUCCUUUACUUAUAAAGUGACCACGAUCCAGGGAGGGCUUACGGGGAAGCAGAACAAUGAAUUGAACAGGUGAGGCUUAGAAAAUUGCCAUUCCUUCCUGCCCGAGGUGGUAAGCCAUUUUUAAAUACUAGAGCACUCAACAAAAUGAAUCCCUGAGACUGUCAUGCAGGAAUUACAACCCCCUCCCCUAAAAAAAAUGUGCCUGGAAUUACAAUACACAGAGGUUUAGGUCUUUAUUGGACACCCAGAGAGAUGAUGUCCUAAAUACAGAGGAGAAACAAAAAUUUGAAUCAACUGUGUGGUAGGCAUCCCGACUAAAUGGUUUCAUUUGGAACUUUUCAUUUGGAACUAAGCCUUCUGGAAAGGGGAACUAAAACUCAAUCUUUGUCUGACACUUAGCUCUUUCUUAAAUUUAAAACCUUCUGAUUUAGAUUUUCAGAUUACAGCAUGUAUAUGUUUUGUUUUGGGCUUUUUGUUUUUUAUUUUGUUUUUUUUUUAUGUUAAAUGUGUUUUUUAUGUUAAAUGCAGUCACAUUUUCUGAGACUGGAGUCUAUAUUCCAAUUCUUUUGAGAACCAGACUAAACAGUGUUUGCAAUACUGAAAUAUGUACACAGAAGGAAGCAUUAGAUGGGAUACCUUUCUAUUAAUUCUCGUAUAUGAUUAAGCUAUCUGGUAAAUGACUAAAUUGGGCUUCAAGGAGGAGCAGCUGUCAAUCUGUGCGAUGUAUGACAGUUAGCUGUGGCCAACUCGGGGGCUGUGUCAUUUGUCCUGUCUUCAAAUUGAGGUCAGAGUGUCACACAAGCCCCUCCCCAGGGAGCAGGGUGGACUGGAGUAAGUUGCGUACUCUAGCUGUCAGUUCAGUGGAAACGCCACAUGGGACUUGUCACUCUGCCACAUGGUAAGUGACAUGCAGGCUGGCAGGUCAUACUUGGUCAGCACUCUAGAGCCGGCCUCUGGAUUGGGCUAAAGCAGCAGGAUCCACAGAGGCCCAGCCUCGGCCUGGUGUCAUACACAGAUUGCCGAUUCUUGAAUGUGUGCUCCGUUCUGGCUGAGUCUGCAGAAGGAAGAGAGCAGCCAUCGCAUGCACUUCUCUCUGAGUUCCCCUACGUCCUGGCACCCCAGCAAGGAUGGCCGUGAAAAGUGCAUGUUAAAAAGGCAGGGUAGGGAAACAGAAUGGACCAACCAUUUCUGCCUGGUUGCCCAGAUUAGCACUUCAUUGCUAACCAGAAUGGGCGUGAUCAUAAUUUGGGGGUGUGGCUGAUGUGUCCACCUUUUGUCUCUGCAGAAUGUUCAGGACUUCUUGACCAGUGUUAUGUUCACCCAUCUCCCAGCACACGUGUGAUCAUCUAGGGAGGGGAUCGGUAGAGCAUACAAAACCCGUUCUUUGGAGAAGGGAGAUGCUGUUGCUUUAAUAUUCGUGGAGUAAUAUCCUAAAAUAUGAACCUGAGUUUUGGCAGAGCAUGGCUGGGAACUCUGUUGAAGUUUUCUUUUCCUUGACAAGGCUGCAGGUCUUGCUGUAGGGAGCUGGCAGUGAAAAUCAGUGAUAACUUGUCAAGAAGCAGUGAAAUGCAAAAAAAAAAAAAAAAAAAGUGAG
This is a messenger RNA of Canis lupus familiaris (dog), 7703 nucleotides long. RefSeq names its product ATPase phospholipid transporting 8A2 (gene ATP8A2). The record is from RefSeq and is a predicted model, not a curated record. Gene Ontology annotation, biological process: phospholipid translocation; neuron development. Gene Ontology annotation, molecular function: ATP binding; ATP hydrolysis activity; ATPase-coupled intramembrane lipid carrier activity. Gene Ontology annotation, cellular component: plasma membrane. NCBI's taxonomy places the organism in Eukaryota, Metazoa, Chordata, Mammalia, Carnivora, Canidae. The coding region runs from base 905 to 4351 and encodes 1148 amino acids. The transcript has 42 exons.